Messenger RNA from Nematostella vectensis (starlet sea anemone), 2153 nucleotides. RefSeq names its product bifunctional epoxide hydrolase 2. Gene Ontology annotation, biological process: cholesterol homeostasis; phospholipid dephosphorylation. The transcript has 19 exons. Gene Ontology annotation, molecular function: magnesium ion binding; lipid phosphatase activity. The coding region runs from base 108 to 1763 and encodes 551 amino acids. Gene Ontology annotation, cellular component: peroxisome. The record is from RefSeq and is a predicted model, not a curated record. Lineage: Eukaryota; Metazoa; Cnidaria; Anthozoa; Actiniaria; Edwardsiidae.
UCCGCUGACCAAGACAGACUAGACUGCACUGCGAGAGAUUCUUCUGGCUGGUUUCUGACAGAAGGCUGAAAACUCAUAUUGGAAGUUCCGUUUAAACCGCCACGAAUAUGACCAAAUUGGUUUUAUUCGAUCUCGGUGGAGUCGUGGCGACGACGCCUCAGUUUGCCAUACAGAGUUAUUCCUGGGAAACAGGUGUACCCGUCUCUUUGCUGCAGAAACUGUUUCUUCCGAGCAAUGAGAACCAGCCUAUGUGGCAGCUAGAGACUGGGAAAAUAUCUCUUAGUCAGUUCUUUGUAUCAGCUUCAGAGCUGAUAUCCAAUCUUGCUGAAGAAGAGGGAAUCAAGCUACCACCAAGGUUCAGCCUGAAGACCCUCUUUGACCAGCUCUACAAAACCAUCAAAGUUGUCCCUGAAAUGCUGAAUGCUGCAGCAGCACUUAAGGCAAACGGCUUCAGGACAUGUAUUGUGUCCAAUAACUGGACCGAUGAUACUGAGACAGGACAGCACGUUUCUGGCCUGUCACUUAUUAGACCUUACUUUGAUGAUUUCUUUGAGUCGUGCAAGAUUGGUAUCCGUAAACCUGAUCCAGAGAUGUACAAGCUUGUUUGUAAAAAAUUCAAAGUUCAGCCAAAUGAGGUUCUCUUUCUGGAUGAUCUUCCUUCUAACCUAGCUCCUGCUAAAGAAAUGGGAAUGGCAACUAUUCUAGUGAAAGACCCCAUUUCAGCUUUGAGAACUGUGAAGGAGAUUACAGGAAUUGAUGUUUUGAAGGCAUAUCCCACCCCAGCGUGUACCCCGAGCAGUGUCCCUCACUCCAUAGUUCAACUGAAGACAGGGAUAAUGAUGCAUUAUGUUGACAUUGGGCAUGGCCAUCCGAUUAUCCUACUACAUGGCUUUCCUGAGCUUUGGUAUAUCUGGAAGUACCAGAUACCAGCGCUUGCAGGAGCAGGAUACAGAGUGAUUGCGCCAGAUUUGAGGGGUUAUGGUCAGACCAGCAGCCCUCAUGACAUCAGUGAAUACUCACGUGAGCUCUUUACAAAUGAUAUUAUAUCUCUUAUGGACCUAUUGUUAUUAAGACAAGUAGCUGUAAUUGGACAUGACUGGGGAGGUAUGGUUGCAUGGGAUCUAGCACUCCACCACCCGGACAGAAUUCGUGCUGUGGCUAACAUGACCCCCUUCAUGCCGCCCAACCCAGAUAUUAACCCCCUUCUGGGACUGAAAGCUAAACCGGGCGUGUUUCAGUACCAGCUGUAUUUCCACCAAGAGGGACCGCCAGAAGCGGAAUUCGAGAAAGAUCUCCGACGAACUUUCAAAUUAUUUUUAAGAAAUGCAUCUGAAAUGGAGCAAAUAAAACUCUCCACAUCUGAUGUUCUGGAACGUGGAGGAUUUUUCGUUGGUACCCCUGAGAAAGUUGAGCGAAGUUGUAUGAUCACAGAGGAAGAUUUGGAUUACUUUGUGGAAAACUUCAGGAAAACUGGUUUUCGGGGCCCCUUGAAUUGGUAUCGCAACAUGGAAGUCGACUGGAAAUGGAAUCUGAAAAUUCAUCCUAGAAAGAUUUUACAGCCAGUUUUGAUGAUUACUUCAGGAAAAGACCCUGUUAUUCUUCCAGCUUUCGCUGCCAAUAUGGGAGCACAUGUCCCUAAUCUCAGUCUUGCUCACAUCGAGGAGUCAAGCCACUUCACCCCAAUUGACAGGCCGCUGGAGCUGAAUAACAUGCUGCUAGACUGGUUAAAGAGAAUCUACGGCAGCGAAACAUCCAAACUUUAGCGUGUUUCCAGAAAAUCUGCAUUUCAAUAGAGAAAGAAAAUAGUAUAAUGAUUGUUGAUUUAUAAUACAUAUAUGGAAUAUAAUUUUAUUAAUGAACUUCUAGGAGUAUGUAAUCCACUUAGCGGUUGCCUAGCUGCCGUUCACGCAAAAGUAGGAAGGAAAACGUUGGGCGAUAGACGAAAGUUGAUAUGGAUUACACGAUUAUGUAAUAAAAUCGGAAGGAUUUGAUUAUAUUUUAUCCUUAUCUUUUAUCUUACCUUUAUCAGCAUGAUUUGAUGACAGUUGUUCAUCUUAAAGAAUUGAUUGUUAUCUAAUUAUACAUAUAAUGGAUGUAAUGGGUGACAUUUGAAAAUUUUCGCUUACUAAUAAAAUCAUAUGCCAAUCUAUAAA